Spodoptera littoralis (African cotton leafworm) is the source of this 801-nucleotide messenger RNA. Lineage: Eukaryota; Metazoa; Arthropoda; Insecta; Lepidoptera; Noctuidae. The record is from the annotation of a GenBank genome assembly.
AUGUCGACAAAAGUAGCUGUAGUGACGGGAGCGAAUAAGGGUAUCGGGUUCGCAAUAGUGCGCGGGCUGUGCAAGCGGUUCGAGGGCGCUGUGUACCUGACCUCGCGCAGCGCGGAACGCGGCGCCGCGGCCGUGGAAGCACUGCAGCGUGAGGGUCUGCACCCCCGCUACCACCAGCUCGACAUCACCGACACACGCAGCCUCGAGACCUUUAGAGACUACAUCAAGAAGAAUUAUCACGGAAUCGAUAUCUUAGUCAACAACGCUGGCAUUGCAUUCGGCAGGCACGCCACAGAUCCAGUAGCUAUCCAGGCAGAACAGACGAUACACGUCAAUUACUUCGCUUUAGUCACAACUUGCGAUAUUUUAUUCCCAGUUCUUAAAAAUGGUGCCAGGGUUGUCAACAUUUCAAGUUCUUACGCUCACUUGAGUAACAUCCCCAGUCAGGCGUUGAGAGAUAAGUUGAAAGAUGAGAAGUUGACUGUGUCAGGGUUGUCAGCUCUGAUGCAGCAGUACGUGGAUGCUGCUAAGCAAGGCACCCAUGCUGCGGAGUGGGGGAACUCCUCGCUGGUGGUGGCCAAAGUUGGAGUGACGGCGUUGAACUUGAAAAUCAACUCAGUGCAUCCCGGCUUCGUGGACACAGACAUGUCUUCUCACAAUGGGCCUAUGACCAUAGACGAGGGAGCCGCCGCACCAUUAUACGUCGCUCUAGAUGCCCCGGAUACAUUAAGAGGGCAACUCAUAUGGUUCAACAAGGACAUCGUCAGUUGGGAUGGUGUUAAACCCGAUAGAGAAUUUUAA